AGUUAAUAUAGGAAAAUUUCUUCUUUUUUCUCAAUGAGGCAACACACCAAACCCUAAUUCCAUCUUAUAUGUUCUCUCUAUUUAUACACGGACAUGUUUAUAAGCUCAGAAGAAAUAAACUAGAAAACUUGAAAGAUGGAGCCCAAGGAGAAAAAGCAAAAGCUUGACACAUCAGAAAUCAUCGCAAGUCCCUCUCUCUCAAAGACGCAUCUAAAGAAGAAGAAGAAGCAAAAAAUCAGAAAAUCACAAGUAAUCACAAGUUCCUCUCUGUCAAAGAAUAAAGAUUUGGUAAUCAAAAGUCCUUCUCUAGCAAAUAUUGAUGUGGGAAAAGCAAUGAAGAAGCAAAACGAUCUCGCUAUAUUCCUUACGGGGCUAGUAAUCUCUUCCGUAGCCAAUAAUACUAAUUUUGUCUUCUCUCCUGCAUCAAUCAACACCGUACUCACCAUGGUUGCUGCUAGCUCCAGUGAUGAAGAAAGUAGAGAACUAAGAUCCUUCAUCCUAUCCUUCCUUAAGUCUUCCUCAACCGAUGAACUUAACGCAGUUUUUAGCGAAAUCUCUUCCACCGUCCUUGUUGAUGGAAGCAAAAAAGGCGGCCCCAAAAUCGCGGUGGUUAAUGGUGUUUGGAUGGAGAAAUCUCUAUUUAUUAACCCCUCGUCGAAAGAUCUCUUUAAGAAGUUCUUCAAGGCUGCUUUCGCUCAAGUUGAUUUCAGAUCCAAGGUUAGUUUCUGAUUUCUCUAGUUUUACAUAUUUUUUUGAAUGAAAUAUGUUUUACACAUCUCUUGGUUAGGUUUAUAAUCCGUAUAUUUGAUCUU
Molecule: messenger RNA, 812 nt
Organism: Arabidopsis lyrata subsp. lyrata
Lineage: Eukaryota; Viridiplantae; Streptophyta; Magnoliopsida; Brassicales; Brassicaceae
Product: probable non-inhibitory serpin-Z5
Exons: 1
Coding region: 136-729 (197 amino acids)
Molecular function (GO): serine-type endopeptidase inhibitor activity
Source: RefSeq, a predicted model, not a curated record